AUGAUCGUGGAGAGCGCCCGGGCCGAUACCAACUAUCAACAACUGGACCAGUGGCACUGCAAGGACUUGAACUUCGAGUUGGAG
This is a messenger RNA of Mesorhabditis spiculigera, 84 nucleotides long. The record is from the annotation of a GenBank genome assembly. NCBI's taxonomy places the organism in Eukaryota, Metazoa, Nematoda, Chromadorea, Rhabditida, Rhabditidae.